Chiloscyllium plagiosum (whitespotted bambooshark) is the source of this 1276-nucleotide messenger RNA. It is a transcript of the gene wfdc2, whose product is annotated as WAP four-disulfide core domain 2. Lineage: Eukaryota; Metazoa; Chordata; Chondrichthyes; Orectolobiformes; Hemiscylliidae. Gene Ontology annotation, molecular function: serine-type endopeptidase inhibitor activity. Gene Ontology annotation, cellular component: extracellular region. Gene Ontology annotation, biological process: antibacterial humoral response; innate immune response. The record is from RefSeq and is a predicted model, not a curated record.
UAUUUGAGGUAAUGAGACCUGCCCAGACCUUCAGGCUGGUAAUAGCGGUGUUUCAGUCUGUGGAGCUGCAGUUUCAUUGAGUCCAGCUCUUUUCUCUGUCAGACAUGGGAACACAGUCUCCUCACUGGCUUAUCCUCGUGCUCACCCUCAGCACCCUCUUCCUGUGGCUUGAGUCCACCUCUACAAAGGGACACAACUCCACUGUGAUUAAAUUUGGGAAGUGUCCACGCCGAUUGGUGGUUGCAGUGACAAAACGGGGAUGCCGGUGUGAUGCAGAUUGUCCUGGGCCGGAUAAGUGCUGCGUGUUUGAUUGUGGGGCCGUGUGUGUGCCCCCAGCAUUCAGAAAACCUGGGAUCUGUCCUCGGAGGCACGGUGGAGUUGGAGUGUGUGCUGAAUACUGUACGGAUGACAGUGACUGCCCGGGGGAUGAGAAAUGUUGCAGUAAUGGAUGUGGCCAUUCAUGCACUGCUGCACAGAAAGUGAAACCAGGAAGAUGCACUCUGCCUCGGGGAACAAAGAUGUGUGCCGAAUUUUGCCAACACGAUGGAGACUGCCCAGCGGAACAGAAAUGCUGUAAAACCACCUGUGGACAUGCCUGUUCCGAACCUUGUUAGAUAAAUUCCUGAGCCCUGUCAGCAUCUCCCUGAAAUAUCGUUAUCGCUGUAGCAUGACCCUGUGUAAUCCCUGCUGAAAUACUGUUUUGCUGAAAUUAUACCAGAGCUUUGCUGAAGUCCUGAUAGAUUCUGAUAACAGCAAUAUUGGAAUUCCUUCAGGAGCAUUUCUGGAGAAUCCAGAGGUUCGCUGUUGCAAUCUCCACAGCGAUGUUUUAGCCGAUCAAAUCACCUUUUUCCUCUUCAGUAUAAAUUGUUGUGAUAGCUUGAAAUUUUACAUUCUUGCAUUUAAUCCUGACAUGUCAGUGACAUGUCUCUCUUUUCAGCAACAGCUCUGUAUUAUCUGCAAAUGUAGAUACAUGUUUUCAUUGACAUAUUUUUUCUAAGAUUUGAAGAACUGAAGCCCCAGCACUGAAUAUUACAACACUGCACUGUUGUGCAGUGCACUGAUGAUUGCCCCAAUUAUCCCUACACUCUGCUUCUUGUUGAUUCAUUAAUUCUCUACCCUUACUAUAACAUGUAACCCACAAUUUUAUAAACAAAGCUUUUGUAUACAUCUUUACUGAAUGCCUUUUGGAAAUCCAAAUAGGCUACAUCUACCGGUUCCCCUCUAUUAACCCUCCUAGUUGCGCCCUCAAAAAAUAAACUUGAAUACAUUUGUCAAA